Molecule: messenger RNA, 1812 nt
Organism: Zymoseptoria tritici IPO323
Lineage: Eukaryota; Fungi; Ascomycota; Dothideomycetes; Mycosphaerellales; Mycosphaerellaceae
Exons: 2
Coding region: 58-1812 (584 amino acids)
Molecular function (GO): protein binding
Source: RefSeq, a predicted model, not a curated record
ACUUCACUUUUGGAACCAUCGAAUACUAGCACAUGCCAACGAGGAGAUGAGUAAAUUAUGAGCGAUCCACCAUACCACAUCGGCCAACGCCUCAGCCUCAAAGGACAACUCUGCACGAUCCGCUACAUUGGUCCCGUUUCCGACAAAGCAGGAGAAUGGGUGGGUGUCGAAUGGGACGACACCACUCGAGGAAAACACAAUGGCACUCACCAAGGGGUGAAUCAUUUUGAAUGCAGAAGCUCUUCACCGACCGCUGGGUCAUUUCUCCGGCCCAAGCAGCCAUGGGACCCAUCAAGGACAUUUCUUCAAGCGUUGCGAGAGAAGUACAUGCCAGAGGAAGCAGGGACUGGAGGCGAUAUUGUUUACUUCUCUGGCAAGCAAGCGGAGGAGAUCGGCUUCGAGAAGUUCUCCAAACGGCAAGCUCAGCUUCAGGGGAUUCAUGUUCUUGUGCUGGACCAUAUGAGGAUCCGCAGUGACAGUUCAGACGCUGAGAACGGGACCAUCGAGGAAAUAUGCGCCAACAUCACCGAUCUGGAUCUCGGCAGCAACCUCUUCGAAACUCUAGACGAAAUACUGGACAUAGCCAAACUCCUACCGAAACUGCGCACCCUCACGUUGGACGGCAACCGAAUACACACAGGACCGGAGCACGGCACAGCACUCCUCAACGUGAAAUCUCUCAGUCUGUCCAACACGCUCCUCGACUGGCAUGGGAUAUGCGCUGUAGCUUCCCGAUUCCCGAAUCUCAUCUCCUUGACAGCCGCCGGCAACGAACUGCAGGUCAUCAGCGACAAGACCCUACCCUGCCACCUCCAAACCCUCGACCUCUCCUCCAACAAAUUCACCGCCCUCUCCUCCCUCUCUCCCCUCCACUCCCUCCCCGCCCUCCGCACCCUCUCCCUAAAAGCCAACCUCAUCACCACCACCGGCUUUCCUCCGGCCAAUCUCAUUAACGGCACCAACCUGCCCCAACCCCUCAGCCCAACCCUCCACACCCUCGACCUCUCUCACAACGCAAUCUCCACCUGGCUCCCCAUCAACGCCCUCCCAUCCCUCUACCCUUCCCUCCUCCACCUCCGCACAUCCUCCAACCCCCUCUACUCCCACCUCACCACCCCGUCCGGCGCACCCCUAACCCCCGAAGACGGGUACAUGCUCACCAUCGCCCGUCUACCUGCGCUGCAAACUCUGAAUUACAGCGCUAUUACGGAGAAAGAAAGGUUGAAUGCGGAGACUUACUAUCUUGGGCAAAUCGCCGCUCAAAUCAGUCUCGUUACUAGCGGGGCUGAGGGGGUGGAAGCUGUGAAAGCUGAACAUCCGAGGUGGAAGGAAUUGGUGGAGGAGUAUGGCGAGCCGAGCAUACCUUCUACCAUCACUGGUGCCGCGGCGAAGGAGGGAGAAAAAAAUCCGCAUUCCCUUGCCGCGCAACUGCUUACCCUUACAUUCCACCUCGCCUCCCCUUCAUCCUUCACGCACCUCCACCCCACAAAGACAGAGACAGAGUGGACAGACCGCAUCCCCAAGUCCUUCUCCAUUUACACCCUCCUCUCCCGCGUCGGCGCAAAACUUGGAGUGUUACCGAUGGAGUUGAGACUGGUGUGGAAAACGGGGGAGUGGGAUCCUGUGCAGCGCGGACCUGGGCAGGGGGAAGUGGAGGAGUGGGAUAGUGAGGAUGAAGAGGAGGAGGAGGAUGGAGGGAGGGAAGUGGUGAGGAGGGAGAUAGAGUUGGUUGCUGGGACGAGGGGGGUGGGGACGGUUUUUGAGGGGGGUGGGGGAGUGGUGAGGGUUGAGAGGAGGGAGGGGACGACAUGA